This is a messenger RNA of Vicugna pacos (alpaca), 1184 nucleotides long. NCBI's taxonomy places the organism in Eukaryota, Metazoa, Chordata, Mammalia, Artiodactyla, Camelidae. The record is from RefSeq and is a predicted model, not a curated record.
AUGACGGGGCCUGGGGCCCUCACCCUGCUGCUGACCGUCCUGCUGGGCUGGGCCAGCUGCCAUCCCAUCCCAGGGAGGAAGAGCUUCCACAAGUUGCUGUUAAUCUCCUUCGAUGGGUUCCUCUGGGACUAUGAUCAGGACGUGGACACUCCCAACAUGGACCACCUGGCCCGGGAGGGCGUGAAGGCCAAGUAUCUCAUGCCACCCUUCGUGACAAUGACUUCCCCAUCCCACUUCACUACCAUCUCGGGUCGUUGGAUUGAAGAUCACGGAGUCAUUCACAACAUGAUGUUUAACACAGAGACAUUCAAGAAGUACUCCUACAAGACCACGAACAAGACUGAGUGGUGGGACAAUGGUGUUCUUCCCCUCUGGAUCACAGCCCAGAGACAGGGAAGGAAAACAGCGUCAUUCCACUAUCCUGGGGGAGGCGCCACGUACAAAGGGGAGGCCGUCCAGCGGUCCCUGGUGGAGUCAUACACCCACCCGAACAGCAACGAGACAGAGUGGAGGGAGAACACUGAUAUCGUCAUGAACUGGUUCACCAAGGAAGACUUCGACUUCGUGACUCUGUACUACGGAGAGCCAGAUAGUGUGGGACACCGCUAUGGGCCUGAGACAGAGAACAGGAGGGUGAUGAUUCAGCAAAUUGACAGGACCAUUGGGUACCUGGUGGAAGCCAUUGAGAGGUACGGCUUGACAGAGCACCUCAACGUCAUCAUCACAUCAGAUCAUGGCAUGACCACCGUGAAAAAGAAGCCCAAUGUCACUGAGAUCCUCCUGACCAACUACAUCAGUUUCCAGGACUUGGUCAAGUUUGAUAUCGUGGACUACGGCGGUUUUGGGAUGCUCCUGCCCAAACCAGGGCAAGAGGAAGUGAUGUACCAAGCACUGAAGAAUGCACACCCUCACCUCAAUGUCUACAAGAAGGAGGAAUUUCCGAAACACUUCCAUUUUGCCAAACACGAGCGGGUCCUGCCAAUUGUGAUGUACGGUGACUCUGGUUAUAGCAUCAGUGGGGUAAGUAGACUCUAGAAUGAGUACCAACAAUCUUGGAUCUGGGAAGCAGCCACUAGGGAAGGACAGGUCUGAAAAAAAAUCAAAACAUAAGUGUAUGCAUGAUGAAUUGUAACCCGGGGCUUUCUAAGUGUUCCUCACCCCCCACCCCACAUCCCACCCAAACA